AUUAUUCAUUUUAUAUUUUCCUCAAUCUUAGUUGUAACAAAUAUAUCUGCCUAACAUAGAUGUGACAAUACAAAGUACUGAUAUUUAGAGAAAUGGAACCAGCACCAUUAUUCCCAUUGUGUACUGCUGUUCAGACUAGGCAUGUGCUGGGCCGGCCCGAAGCCCGCAGUUCAGGUGGGUUUAGACUGACACGCACAAAAUGUUUGGGCUGCGGGUGGGUGCCUUGCUGUCCUCCCUGCCCACAACCUAACAGAGCCCCAACCUCCAUGUUGAGUUGCGCCUAUAUAUAGACGCUUGCCGCCCACCCCUCUGUGAUGUCAGAGAUAGGGGCAGGCACUGGUAUAUAAGGAAGCAUGGAAUUGCUGAGUUGGGUGCGGAUCUUGAUGCGUCGAGUUAGGGUCGGGUGUGGGUCGAGAAUUUUUCAACCAACAUAUCACUAGUUCAGACUGCCAGUCAUUACUGUGAGCUUUGUUGCUGUUAUGAUAUAAUAGCUUCUGUUAUGUUGUGUGCUAUAAUUGGGGCAUAUAGAUAGUAAGACUUUUAAAAAGCUAUUCUUAGCUACUAGUUAACUAAUAUAUGUAUCUUAUUCAUAUAUUUGUGCUUUAUGUCACCAAAGAGCAGUAUAAAUAACCUAAAACUCUUCUAUUAGGGAGUUGCUCUGUUGACCAUCCUCACCAAGUACUCUGGGAACCUCUCUAUACUUUUGGCCAGAAAAACAAGUGGAUUUAUGUUUCUUGACAGAAUGCAGAAAGGCCAUAAUUGGUGCCUUAAACCGUUUCCCACUUCACUCUUAUCCUUCAUUUUAUCCAGGAUGGGCCCCAUUUCUUAUUAUACCUGGGGGUGAAGUGGUUGUGUGGUGUGCUGCCAUGGUCUUUAGGUUUCCAGUAGCCAUGUGCUAAUCCAGAUAUGAGCAAUAUGUCCUGGGUCAUGGGUGGACAGAUGACCAAACAGCAGAGGAUUGAUUUGAACUGAUUAGCAGAACUUAAUCUGCAUAGCUGGAAAUGAGCAAGGCUUCUCCAAUAACAAGAUGUUUCUCACUGCUGUUGAAUGUAAACAUGAUAGUAUAUUCAUUAGCUGUAGUGGAAGUUAAUUUAACUUUAGCAAAUGUACAGGAUGCACCAUCAUUGAUUCUACAUCCGAUUUAAGCAAAGGUGGGAUUUGUUUGUUGUUGCAAGGAAUCACUGUAUUAAUAGGACAUUUGCAGCCUGAUGUUCAAGCCAAGAUUGUACUGUAGGACAUAGUGCUGCUUAAAACCAUGACUGGUGUGAUCUUUGUUCUUGAAAGGGAUUGCAAGGGGCUAAUGUCUCUUCCUGCCUGAACACUUGAUUGCACAAGUAUGCUUCUUAUCAAAUACACACAAGUUGUAGACUGUGUAAACCUACUAUAGCCACUCAGGUGUUCAAACAUUACCAAAUAUAGGGUAGUUACAUUGUGUAUGACAUCACAAUGGAAUCUCUUUGUUUACCAUGCUAUAUAAGUUGUAGUACUACCCAUAAUAAACUGAACUUGUUUUGCAACACACAAGCCUACAGUGUCGUUCAUUGCAAGUUCCCUGAUCAGCACGCUUGGAGAGAUGAUAUCAGAUGGUUUGCCGUUGCAUCAAGUAUAAGAUGAGCCGGCUCGCAGCUGCAAGGACAGUGCAGGGAUAGCACAGUGGAGUUUAGUGGCCCUAACAGUUUUCUGGUGUCAGAAGUGGAACGGCUGGAAAUCCAGAGGUAAGUAGAAUCACUGUCUGAACUGACGGUGUUUUCUCUUACCUUUGGCUCUUUCCGAUUGUCCGAUUCUUUAGUUUAAAUAAGUGUCUCAUGUAUGGUUGAGACUGUCUCAUGUAUGGUUGAGACAAGGGCAUGAUUACCAGUUUAAAUAAGUGUCUCAUGUAUGGUUGAGACUGUCUCAUGUAUGGUUGAGACAAGGGCAUGAUUUGCAGCUAAAGUGUCUCAUGUAUGGUUGAGACUGUCUCAUGUAUGGUUGAGACUGGUUAUAGAGAUCCCAUGGUAGUAUAGUAAAAUAGGGAUACUCAGGUUGUGCACGGAGACCAUUUCUUACUGACUGAUUCAUCUUUCCAUGCGUAUUAUUGUCUUGUCUUGUCUGUGUAUUUGUGUUUUAAAAUAUAUCUGUGAACAGCUGCAGCGUUAAGAGUGAUCGCGAGUUGCUAAACGGGUAUUGUUGGGACCUUGAUCUCAGUUCAGCCCUGGCUUCUCUGUUUCGUUGCAAUCGUACAUGACACGUUCUUUGAUAAGAAUUUAAGACUGUACUUGUCUUGAAUCAAGAUGGGUGGUAAGACUUCAAAAAAUUUACCACCGCCCCUCCUUAAUGAGACUUGCAAACAGUAUGUGUAUAGAUGUAGUCCUACUGGAGGAUUUUAUGUUGACCCCUGGGUAGAUAAUCUUGCAGGUUGGUGUGAACAUUUAGAGCUAGACAAUCCUUUUCCACGUGAUGGAGCUAAUGAUUUAUAUUAUAUGAAUAUAGUUUAUCAAAUGUGUGUUCAGAAGAAAGAAGGUGACCCUAAAUGGGAUUAUACAUAUAUGACACCGGGUGGGAAAAUUGGCUCAAGAUUGCCCCAGGUUGGUACUCUACACCUUCCCUCCCUAAGAACUACAAUCCAUGAAAAAUUGGUGUUUUAAAACUAUUCAACAACACAAUUCACAAUGCUCUACAACCUGUGAUCAAACUGUUAAUAUUACCCCAACCCCUUACAUGGCUAUCUACCCCAAUUUGACACAUAAACCAGAUACCGUGGAGGAUGAUGAGAUUUGCAUUGCUGUAGCUUCUGCUCCUAUAGUACCCCAAGCUGCCCCUAUAGCACUAGUCCAAGCAUCCCAGUUGGUUCAACAACCAAUGCCUGUCCCUGCCCCCACCCCGUAUGAUUAAACUGCAGCCUACCCAUUGCCGGCCUUCCCCCUAUCUGGCUUAGAUACAGUAGAUACUGAUAAAAAUCGAGAUACCCCAAAUGCCCGAAUUAGAAAAAGAUAUGGGGAUAACCAGGUUCUACAUAGGGCUGCCCUGAAGGUUGUACCCCACUUUUCCCUGUCAUCUCAUCCUCAUUCAGUGCAGACCCAUACAUUGUAUUAAACGUUGCAGGAGUGGAUUUAUUAUUCCUAGUGGACACGGGAGCCACCACCGGGUACUAACUCCCACUUUCCAAACACCGCCUUUACCUAUUGUAUGCCCAGGCUCUACCCGUACCAUUUCACACCCAUUUACACUCAUCCCUGGGUUCCCCCGAAAAGAGAUCUAUUCCACAAGUUAGGAUUUCAAUCCAUCAGAAUUUCCCCUGAUGGGGGCCUUUCUGCAGAUAUUUUUGUUUCCGAAACUAACUCUAUUUUUCUAAAUUUUAACGACCUUUUUACUAACCCUUCCAUUCUGUCUGUAUGGGCUAAUGACAAAUUUGAUGUGGGCUUUGUUGACUGUACACCUUACAAAGCACUACUUAAACCACACUCACAUCCAGUAUACAUAAAACAGUACCCUCUUUCACAGGAAAAGUUAGAUGGUAUCCGUUUGUUAAUACAGAUAUUCCUUAAUCAGGAUAUCCUCACUAGUGUUGUGUCUCUUUACAAUACUGAGAAUACAGAUGAGACAGCGCACACUCUUACAGAAUCCUAGACAGAUAACGUCCGGUGCACAGUGUCAGGAGUACGGCUUCUCCCCUCAAUCAGUGAAAAUAGAAACACAUUGGCACACGAGGCGAUUUAAUGCAGGGUUCUCCCCUUUACAAUACUCCCAUCAAUCCAGUUCCUAAGAAGAACAAUGAAUUUCGAUUCGUACAAGAUUUAAGAACUAUUAAUUCACUAAUUAUACCAAUUGCACCUAUUGUGCCAGACAUUACGGUUCUUCUUACCUCCAUUCCGUGUGAUGCUUUGGUGUUCACGGUUUUGGAGUUAUCUAAUGCAUUUUUUAUGGUUCCAGUAGACCCUGAGACACAGUUACUUUUGGCUUUUACUUUUGAGGUGUUCCAACUUACCUGGAAACGCCUCCCCCAAGGCCUAGUGGAUUCACCAGCGGCUUACUCCCUGGUGCUCCAGCAUACCCUUAAGUCAUGGGCCCCCGGCCAUGGUUCUGUCCUGCUUCAAUAUGUUGAUGAUUUAUUGUUGUGUAGUCCAAACCAGGAAGCUAACCACCAUGAUACCACCUCACUGCUGCAACAUCUGGCAGCAGAGGGUCAUAAGGUUGCUAAACAUAAAGCUCAGAUGGGGGCUGAGACUGUUGAAUAUUUGGGAUUCAUUCUUUCCCAUGGCCAGAGACAAUUAAAACCCAAAGAGAGUACAAGCACUGACUAAGAUAAAAAAAACCUGAAACUCCAAAGGAAAUGCUGUCCUUCCUUGGCAUCGUCAAUUAUUGCCGUCAAUGGAUACCGAACUGUUCUUACUUUGACAAUAUCUUAAGACAAUGUACUAAAAAGGAUGCACCACCUUACGUACAAUGGACUGAACAAAUGACUAAUGCUUUUCAUUCUCUCCUACAGACAUUGGUUACAGCACCUGCGCUUGGUUUACCUAAUUAUGUUAAACCUUUUCAUUUAUAUGUCAAGGACACCUGUAAAACCAUGGCUGCGGUCUGUGCUCAAGAAUCUGGGGGAAGUUUUCGUCCUGUGGCCUAUUUUUCCAAAGUAAUGCCGCUUCCGGUACAGGGGAUGCCGGCGUGUCUCAGAGCUUUAGCAGCUAGUGCUAUGGCUGUUGAACUGUCACAGUCUGUCACAAUAGGCCACAAUACUAUUUUGCACACCUCACAUCAAGUUACACACCUAUUGAAGAACAUUACCACCCAACACAUGACCUCCCAAAGAUUAAGUGGCUAUGAAGUUAUUCUAUUAGGUACUGCAAAUUUACAGAUCAAAUACGCAAUCAACACUCAAGGGCCUGCUGCCAUACUGCAUGCUCUAUUACAUCUGUCUGACCCUACUAAUGCUUUUAUACUCGAUCCUCAUGACUGUGUUGAAUCUAUCCACUACUCUACCUCACCUCGACUCAAUCUAACUGACACUCCUUUGUCACAUGCUACUAACGUUUUUGUUGAUGGUUCCUGCUCCAGGCCUUCCGAUGACACCUACAAAGCAGCAUAUUCAGUUGUCCAACUCCCUGAUAUUGUACUUGAGACUAAGUCUAUCCCUGUUAAUUCUGCACAAGCAGCAGAACUUAUAGCACUCACCAGGGCCUGUCACUUGUUUGCCAACCGCCCUGUUAAUAUAUUCAGUGAUAGUAGAUACGCUUUUGGGGUAGUUCAUGAUUUUGGCAAAAUUUGGCAACAAAGAGGUUAUGUUACUACAGAUGGGAAAUCCAUCGCACACCCUGCCCUCAUUGAUAAUCUUUUACAGGCCAUCCAGCUUCCUUCUGAAAUUGCAAUUAUCCAUUGCAGGGCACAUACCAACAGAACUGACGAGAUUUCCCUUGGUAAUGCCCUAGCAGACCAGGUUGCCAAAACUACUGCAUCCUCUGCCACUCCCACUGUCAUCCCCAUGUUUCUCCACACACCUCCGAGUUGUCCAGACAGUCAAAUUCUACAGUAUUUGCAAACAUUUGCCACUCAGACUGACCUGCAUUUUUGGGAACAGCAAAAUCUUACCCUUGACCAGUUUGGUCUUUAUUCCAUCCAAGGCAAAGUGGGUAUCCCCGAAAACAGUCUACCCCUACUUAUCUCUCAAGCUCACGGCAUUGGCCAUAGGAGUUCUAAGCUCACUUUGGCUGAAAUGCAAAAACAUUUCAUCGCAAAGAAUCUCAGACAGCAUUGUUCUACCUUUGUUAAAACUUGCCUCACCUGUCUUAGGGCCAACACCUUAGGAACACACAAAGUACACCAAAAUUUGCCUCCCCCAAUUGCACCUUUUUCUCACUGGCAAGUUGAUUUUACUCAUAUUCCUAAAAUUGGCAAACUACAGGAAUAUUUGCUCGUUUUUACCGACCAUUUCUCUCGCUGGGUAGAAGCUUUCCCUUGCCGUCACGAGGACGCCAAAACCGUUUUUAAGUUCCUAGUUAAUGACAUCAUACCCCGAUUUGGUUGUCCGCAACAAAUUAAUUCCGAUAAUAGCCCAGCUUUUGUUAGUAAGGUCCUCCAGCUUCUAAUUUCCACCUUACAAAUCACAUGGAAGUUUCACAUUUCUUACCAUCCACAGAGUGCUGGUGUUGUUGAGCGAAUGAAUCGCACCAUAAAGGAUAAGCUCACCAAAGCCACAUCUGCCACAUGGAAGUCCUUUUUACCUGCAGUACUAGCUGAAAUACGUAUGACACCACAUUCAGUUACUAAAUUAUCUCCUUUUGAAAUUGUUAUGGGACGCCCAUUUCCCACUCCCUGGGUCAAAGGCCCCUUAGUCAUCCAACACACUGAUCUUAAUUUAAUUCAGGAGGAGUAUGUACGUAAUCUUAUUACUACAUUGAAUGGCAUCUAUGGUGAUGUUUCUUUGUCUUUUCCUUUGCCCCCCCAGGAGCCGACCCAUCCAUUUCGCCCAGGCGAUCCUGUUGUGGUUCGACAGCUCCAUCGCUAUCGAAAAGGGGGAUUCCCAUUUGGCCCACGAGUCACAGUGAUUGCCAUCACACGGACAGCAGUCCUCACCGAUGCCAGCGACCAUUGGAUCCACGCUUCACGAGUGAAACUCGCGCCAACACUUCCAACGCCGGAACUGAGUAAAGCUGACAACACGGAACAUGACACCACCACCAAAUCCGUCACAGAAGGACCCGAAGAUGACGUCUCAGGACCUCACACCCCUACCACCGAUGAUGAUGAGGAAGUCGACAAAAUAUGCACUAUGGUGCAUAAUUGGCACUUUCCUUUUUCUAUUUUUCCCGAUUAUGAUAAUCCUUAACUGCAUAUGUUACCCAAACCCUCACAGCCCUUUGGGAUCAGUUUGUUACCAGUUUUUCAAGAGCAAUACAAGACUCCAUCGCCAUGAACGAUCAAACCCCAUCGCCACCUUAGGAGGUCAGUCUACUAAUGAAUGAUAAGUUGCAAUCAAACAAAGUGAUGGCACUACCACCUUCUGGUAUAACUCCAUUGGCAAAAAAUCUUAGCUCAGAUCGGUGUCACCUUAUUGAUUGUCUUAAUUUUUGUUUCAUUUCUUUUCUGCUGUAUAAUUCCCUAUAACAGGAAAUUAACUUCAUCUUUAAUUACUUCUUCUGAGGGCUUGCAACUUAAGCUUAUUCAUGCUGCUAGCGUAUAGUCACUUAUGUGACUAAAAGGGGGAUUGAAAGGGAUUGCAAGGGGCUAAUGUCUCUUCCUGCCUGAACACUUGAUUGCACAAGUAUGCUUCUUAUCAAAUACACACAAGUUGUAGACUGUGUAAACCUACUAUAGCCACUCAGGUGUUCAAACAUUACCAAAUAUAGGGUAGUUACAUUGUGUAUGACAUCACAAUGGAAUCUCUUUGUUUACCAUGCUAUAUAAGUUGUAGUACUACCCAUAAUAAACUGAACUUGUUUUGCAACACACAAGCCUACAGUGUCGUUCAUUGCAAGUUCCCUGAUCAGCACGCUUGGAGAGAUGAUAUCAGAUGGUUUGCCGUUGCAUCAAGUAUAAGACGAGCCGGCUCGCAGCUGCAAGGACAGUGCAGGGAUAGCACAGUGGAGUUUAGUGGCCCUAACAGUUUUAUUUUGUAAUUUUUAUU
This is a messenger RNA of Xenopus laevis (African clawed frog), 7597 nucleotides long. RefSeq lists its product as uncharacterized. The record is from RefSeq and is a predicted model, not a curated record. The transcript is spliced from 2 exons. Lineage: Eukaryota; Metazoa; Chordata; Amphibia; Anura; Pipidae. The coding region runs from base 4310 to 6799 and encodes 829 amino acids.